Pangasianodon hypophthalmus (striped catfish) is the source of this 1937-nucleotide messenger RNA. RefSeq names its product oligodendrocyte transcription factor 3 (gene olig3). The record is from RefSeq and is a predicted model, not a curated record. Gene Ontology annotation, molecular function: protein dimerization activity. Lineage: Eukaryota; Metazoa; Chordata; Actinopteri; Siluriformes; Pangasiidae. The transcript has a single exon. Bases 434 to 1222 code for a protein of 262 amino acids.
UGUUCAAGCAGCUUUAGGUUUCAGAGGAUCCUGGACUGAAGUGUCCCCCCUCCCAUGGCGGUGUUACAAUGAAUAUGAAUAGCUGCUCCUUUGGUCGAUGGGACAGUGAAAGCGCAGCGCCGCGGAUAAUGGGCACGUCAUCCUAACGAGGUCUUUAUGAAUGGGGGCUUCUUUUGUUCCGGCUUCUCUCAGUCCGCACUAUAAAUGCCACAGUCCCGCGAUCGCUCUGCAAACAGCAGGUUGUUCAUCCUCGGAACCAAGUCGCUUUAUCAGUUACUGGUAACAGAACUCACUACGGAAACCGGGAAAGAGAAAGAGAGAGAGUGAGAGUACAUAACAGGGGAAAGAAAAUCAGGUGACAAAACAGGAGUGACUUAAAAGCAGAGGCAGAGUGAGAGAGAGACGGCCUCCCUACUCGAACCGAGGUGAUAAAAUGAAUUCAGACUCGGGCUCGAGCAGAUCCUCCUCGCCGGACGUGGACGAGAUGUACGCGCGCAAGACUUCCGCGUCCUCGGGCCAGAACGAGUUCACACCAAAGAUGAGCAGCGAGCACUUGUCGCGAGGCGCCGGCGCGGACAGGACCUCAGCGGGCGUCGGCGUCGGAGGCAAGUACAAGCUCAAGAAGCAAGUGACCGAGGAGGAGAUCCAGCAGCUGCGCCUGAAGAUCAACGGACGAGAGCGCAAACGCAUGCACGACCUGAACCUGGCCAUGGACGGCCUGAGAGAGGUUAUGCCGUACGCGCACGGGCCGUCGGUGAGAAAGUUGUCCAAGAUCGCCACGCUGCUGCUGGCGCGGAACUACAUCCUAAUGCUCAACAGCUCUCUGGACGAGAUGAAGAGGCUGGUGGGAGAGAUCUACGGCGGCAGCCAUCACGCAGCCUUCCACUGCGGCGCCGUGGCGAGCCACGGAGCCGCGCACGCGCCCGGUCCCGCAGCACCCACGGUGCACCACGCGCUGCUCGGAGGCGCUCUAGCACCGCCUACAGCACCUUCCGCCGCCGCGCUGUCUGCCGCUCUGCCCGCGCUCAGCUCCAUCCGGGCGCCUCAGACCUUGAUGAAAACGCCACCGACGCCUCCGCUCCAAGUUGGCAGCGGCUUCCAGCACUGGGCAGGACUGCCGUGUCCCUGUGCCAUCUGCCAGGUGCCGCCACCCGCCGCACACGUGCCCAUCGCCUCCACGGGACUCACGAGACUUUCCACCGACAAGGAGGCGAUGAAGUGACUAUAUCCGAAUGUCAUCAUGUAAAUUGUAUAUGGGCUGGACUCGCAGAAAAGUAACUUGCAUGAUGUGUAUUGUUUGUAUAUUUGCUCUUUUGUUUCUUUUUCACGAAAUCUGAAUUCACUCCUUGUAACAAGGAUCUCGUCCAACGCAUUGUAAAUGAAUUGCUUGCGCGUACUUAAUCCCCUGUAAAUAAUCCGCAGGCACCAGAAGACUUACGUGUUUAAAUGUUAGCUGCGCUUUAAACUGUUGCAUUGUUGCUGGGAGGCUGCGAGCAGCACCACUUGUUGAUGCUGAAGCUGGGAGGAGAGCUGGAUGCGCGUCUUUACGCAGGAGUGCAGAAGGGAGUUCCUGAAGUGCCGUGCGUUCCUUGUAACAAGGAUAGUCAAAGUCUCACAGGAUCAAAUUGUGUGGCUGGGUUUUGAGUUUGAACAAAAAAAAAACGUAUGUUUUUGUUUGUUUGUUUGACGAUUUACUGUAUGUUACUGCAGUGUGGAAGCAGGUCGACUCGGCGUGAUGCUUUGCUGUGCGCGUUCAUGUCUUUAAUCGGGUUUUUCUGCAUGACCAUCAGGUUAAAGCAGUUUAUAUACCUACAGCAUGGUUUUUCUUUUCUUUCUUUUUUUUUUUUUUGCAAAAUCAUUUUUUUUGCCAGAGACUACUGCCGUCUUUAUUUUUGUAAAUUCUUGAUGAUAAAUGAGAUAUUUAUUAUUGCCCAGUG